AAAAUUAAAAAUAUAUCAAUCUUUCUAGUUGUUUUGGCUUUUUGCAUGAUUCAGAAUAUGGAGCAUGUCAUCUCCAUUAAAGGGAAACAGACGACGUUGACAUUCAGAAACAGCCUUUCACACAACAAAUGGCUCAAGGUUCGCUGCAACUCUGGAGACAAAGAGGUUCGUGAAAAAUACAUGCCACCUAACGGCGAAGAUUUUAGCUUUAGUUUCCACGAUGAUGUUGUCGGACACAAACUUAUCUGGUGCACGUUGUCCAAAGGAGCUGAUUAUAAGGUACAUAAGAAGUUCGAUGCCUAUGUUCAAGACAAUAGAAAGCCUCACGGAACCUUCUAUAAUUACGUUGCUCAAGACGAUGGGAUCUAUCACAGUACUAUGCUAACACGUAUCCAUAAGAUGUACAAUUGGAACUAAUUAAGGAUCGAUGCUAUAUUAAAAAUCUCCUAUAUGUUAUCCAAUCUUUCAAAAAGCUUAUUCUUCAAAUCACUGAUUUGAUCAUAC
Messenger RNA from Camelina sativa (false flax), 504 nucleotides. RefSeq names its product S-protein homolog 21-like. NCBI's taxonomy places the organism in Eukaryota, Viridiplantae, Streptophyta, Magnoliopsida, Brassicales, Brassicaceae. The record is from RefSeq and is a predicted model, not a curated record.